UCUACCCUUCCUCCCAUCAUCCAUCAGAAAAAAGUCAUCUGAGGACGGACACGCAGCGUCAAAAUUGCAAUAUUUUUCCGUUUUAUCGCACAUUUUUCGGCAAAAUCCGGCCCGAGUAGUGCAAAAUUCGUUCCGGCACGACGUCCGCAUCAUUUUGCUGGUACGGACACCCACCACAACCUCCGGAAAAGCCUUGUUCGCUGGUUACAGGCCGCAGAACCGCUUUCCGAAACCCUCCUCCCCGGGGGAGAAAAGAAGACCUCGCGGGAACAAAGAAGCCACCGACUCCUCCAUUUUUGCCAAAAAGGAACACGACCGUGCAGAGAAAAGAGGGCUGAAACUAGUUUUUGUGCAUUGUGGAAGCCGGAGGCCAUCGACGGAAGAAAAGGGUUUGCUGUUCCUUGGUGAGUGCGAAUAAGAGUGAAAAUCUGUCCAGAAGUGCUGGUGCGCCUCCCCCCUUCGGAGUAACGGGAUUUCUGCCGUGGUGUGAAUACAAAGUGCGGUGAAGCGCAACAGAUUGUCAGCGGCAACAAAAUGACGACGUGGGAACCGCAACCGGACGGACUGAACCAGAUCAUCACACUGCUGAAGCAGUCCCAAUCGACGGACAAUGCCAUCCAGCGGGCCGUGCAAAUGAAACUGGAGGAACUAAACCAAUAUCCAGACUUCAACAACUACUUGAUUUACGUGCUGACCAAGCUGAAGACGCAGGAUGAGCCAACGCGCUCGCUGUCGGGAUUGAUUUUGAAGAACAACAUCCGCAUCCACGGAACGCACCUGCAGCCGGCCAUCAUCGAGUACAUCAAGCAGGAAUGUCUGCAGGCGCUGGGCGAUCCUUCGCCGUUGAUCCGUGCGACGGUGGGAAUCCUGAUCACGACGAUUGCCAACAAGGGCAGUCUGCAGAGUUGGCCCGAGCUGUUGCCGACGCUGUGUGACAUGCUCGACUCGCAGGAGUACAGCGUGUGCGAGGGCGCCUUCGGGGCAUUGCAGAAGAUUUGCGAAGAUUCGGCCGAUACGCUGGACAGCGCCGCGUUGAACCGGCCGUUGAACAUCAUGAUUCCGAAGUUUUUGCAAUUUUUCCGUCACUCUAGCCCGAAGAUUCGGUCGCACGCGAUCGCCUGUAUCAAUCAGUUCAUCAUCAAUCGUACGCAAGCGUUGAUGCUGCACAUCGACACGUUCAUCGAGAAUUUGUUCCACUUGUCGUCGGAUGAGGACCGGGAGGUGCGCAAGAACGUUUGCCGAGGGUUGGUGAUGCUGCUGGAGGUACGAAUGGAUCGCCUGAUGCCGCACAUGAACAACAUCAUUGAGUAUAUGCUGGUGCGGACGCAGGAUCCCGACGAGACCGCGUUGGAGGCGUGCGAGUUUUGGUUGUCCCUCGCGGAGCAAAGCAUUUGCAAGGAGGUGCUGACGCCACACCUGAACCGACUGGCGCCGGUACUCGUGCGAGGCAUGCGAUAUUCCGACAUUGACAUCAUUAUCCUGAAGGGUGACGUUGAGGAGGACGAAAUGAUUCCGGAUCGCGAGGAGGACAUCAAGCCGCGGUUCCACAAGUCCCGAACGCAUACCCAAAAGGCCGGCAGCAUGGGCGCGCAAGAUACGGGUGCCCGCGCGAUGGAAGGCAACGAAGAGGAGGAAGAUAUGGAUGAUCCCUACGACGAUAUGGACGAUGACAGUAAUCUGUCCGAUUGGAAUUUGCGCAAGUGCAGUGCGGCGGCUCUGGAUGUGCUUGCGAACGUGUUCAAGGACGACUUCCUUCCGAUUUUGCUGCCCAUCUUGAAGGAGACGCUUUUCCACCAGGAAUGGCAGGUCAAGGAAAGCGGCAUUCUGGCCCUGGGUGCGAUUGCCGAAGGUUGUAUGAACGGCAUGACGCCCCACCUGCCCGAGCUGAUUCCGUACUUGAUUUCGUGUCUGUCGGACAAGAAGGCGCUGGUCCGCGCAAUCACCUGCUGGACGUUGUCCCGUUAUGCCCACUGGGUCGUCAGCCAACCGCACGAUCAAUAUCUGAAGCCGUUGAUGGAGGAGCUGCUGAAGCGUAUUCUCGAUGCUAACAAACGCGUGCAGGAGGCGGCGUGUUCUGCGUUCGCAACCCUCGAGGAGGAAGCAUGUACGGAACUGGUGCCGUAUCUGGGAUUCAUACUGAAGACCCUUGUGUUUGCGUUCGGAAAAUAUCAGCACAAAAAUCUACUGAUUCUGUACGACGCCAUUGGAACGUUGGCCGACUCGGUCGGAGUUCACCUGAACAAACCGGAGUACAUUAGCAUGCUGAUGCCACCGUUGAUCCAAAAGUGGAACAUGCUAAAGGACGAGGACAAAGAUCUGUUCCCGCUGCUCGAGUGCCUGUCGAGUGUGGCCACGGCGCUGCAGUCUGGCUUCCUGCCGUACUGCGAACCGGUCUACCGGCGGUGCAUCUCGCUGAUUCAGCAAACGCUGAACCAAGAUCUGGCCAGCACGGCCAGCCCCGGACAGUACGAGCUCCCGGAUAAGGAUUUCAUGAUUGUCGCGCUGGAUUUGCUGUCCGGUUUGGCGGAAGGUCUGGACGGGCACAUCGAGUCACUCGUCGUCAGCAGCAACAUUAUGCAGCUGCUGUACCAGUGCAUGCAGGAUUCUAUGCCGGAGGUACGACAGUCGUCGUUUGCCCUGCUCGGGGACCUGACGAAGGCAUGCUUCCAGCAUGUGCACCCGUUCAUCGCUGACUUUUUGCCCAUCCUGGGCCAGAAUCUGAACCCGGAGUACAUCUCCGUGUGCAACAACGCCACCUGGGCAAUCGGCGAGAUCAGCAUAAAAUUGAGGGAAGACACAAAGACGUACAUUCCGCUGGUGCUCACCCAAUUGAUCGACAUCAUCAACAAUCCGAAUACGCCCAAGACGCUGCUGGAGAAUACAGCAAUAACAAUCGGUCGCCUCGGUCUUGUGUGCCCCCUUGAAGUGGCUCCAUCGUUGCAACAGUUUGUUCGACAGUGGUGCUCCUCUCUGCGCAACAUCCGCGACAACGAGGAAAAGGAUUCGGCGUUCCGGGGCAUGUGCCAGAUGAUUACCGUCAAUCCGGUCGGCGUUGUGCCGGACUUUAUCUUCUUCUGUGACGCGGCGGCCUCCUGGAUGAACCCGAAAACGGACCUGCACGAGAUGCUGCAGAAGAUUCUGCACGGGUUCAAGACCCAGGUCGGCGAUGAAAACUGGAGCCGGUUCGUGGAACAGUUCCCGCAGCAGCUCAGCGAACGCCUCACGGUGAUGUACAGCAUCUAAGUGGCGAAAGAACAGCGUUUCGGUAUGUACGGAAUUUUACAGCGUCGAUUGUGCCGUCGCGAGACCAGCAAAAGACGGCUUAAUUGUUCUUAAAACAAAACACAAACAAAUCGAGGUAACGAAAACAAACAGUGACUAGCAAGUAUGAUGCAUUUGUUUCUCAAAGUGGCUUAAUUUAAUUACUAAUUGUGGUAAUAUCGAAUUAAUCGAUCGCAAUUCUGAGCUGUAGUUUGCCCAAUCAAACGAUUUCGAUCGCAGAGGUCGAAACCGUUCUCGAGCGAGAGAAGGCUUUUCUUUUUACUAUUUGGAGAUUUAAAAUUUGAUACUGAAUUAAGGAGUUUUCACUUCUUGUGUAUUAUUAGUUUAUUGGUAAAAUUUUCAUCUACGUUGUGAAACACAAAAGAAUAAAUAGCAAGUUUUAAGCCACAAACAAACACAUACACAUAAUCCAAUCGUAAAUAUGGUAACACCAUCGUUGUCUGCCGACACUCGAUACAUUUUAUUACUACUUGUAUUCUACUUUUGGUGUGGCGAGCAUUACAAAAGAGAUAACGAUUCAAUAUCCUUCCUUAGAGUCCAACAAACACACACAAAAGAUCCCCUUUUCCCCCCAACCUCAAACUCAUCAUUGUGAAAAAUGGGAGCGACUUCUGGUGCUGCUUUCCGGCGAAAGAACAAAACUAACCAACAAAACAAAAACAAAAAACAAUGGAUUAUAAUUUUCAUCACAAUUCGACAAGAGCUUAUAAACGCCAAUGGUUUAUAUUGUGGUAUAUUUAAACAAAAAAAAAAAAAUCGUGGAAAGCGAGAGAGAUAAACACUUUUAUAAACAAUCCUAUAUGUUCCGUACAACAGUACAGUUCUUGAUCUGUGUGACAAGAAAAUGGGUGAUUGCGAAUGAGUGCAUGAGAGUAAUUUUCAGUUGACUAAAUUAAACAAAAAAAAAAAUCAUAAAGGUUUGUCUCAGAAUUUUGAUGGGGUUAAAUUUUGCUCAAAUUUGUCCCUUGUCAAGAUUCUGCGGUUAAAUGUAUGCAGUUUUAGGCCGAAAAAUCGAAGCCUUCUAAAGAAUAUUUCAAUUUCUCGGUUUUCAACGGUCCGAAACAAUCGCUGAGUGAGCUUUCAAAAGGUGACAUUUGAGCAGAGUGACGGGGUUUAAAGAUUACCCCGUAAAAAAUUUUACUGUUCUCGAUCUGACGACACACCCUACGAAAUCGGGUAAUCAAAAACAACCAACCAGAUUUAGUUGGGAUGCGUCAGGAGUAAGAUUUUUAGUCUCCCUAAGAAAAAGACCGAUUAAAUCGGGUUGAGUCAGGUUUUCUUUUAGUCACAGACUAAAUCGGUAAAAAUCGAUUUUUUUAAACGAUUCCGUCAGAAUUCGUCGGCCGAUUUUGAACACCGAUUUUCCAGCAGACGCUUAUGUCAAGAUUACACAGAAGUCUGUUGCCUGGUCGGUCGAUUCGUUUUUCUGGAUUGACACUUCAUCAGAAAUAGAGCCCUUAUUUAAGACAAAGUUCUUCGAAAAAAAGGAAAAAGUAAAAGUUAUUGGUCUAUUUUGACAAUUGUUUGAGCUAUCAAAAAAAAAAAAUCGUAUUCAAAUGCAUGGCUAGCUGUGUUUAGAGGUUUUGGUGAGCACCAUCACUCGCUGGCUGCGGUUUGGUAUAGUAUUCGUUCACAAUUCGUUUCGAGUUUAUGAAUCGGAUAAUUUGAUCGACAAUUGGAGAUUGAUCAGUACGUAUUAAUAAUGCCUUUAAACUACCCAUCACUCUGAAAUCAAAACAAUAACAUCGUACAACCUUUUGAAAACUCUUUCUAGAUAAAAGUGAUAUUUUAGUAUGUAUUCUUUGCCUUUGGAAACGUUCUGGUUAUGUUACAAGAAAAAAAAACAAGUUUGGUGUAUAAACUAUCUAUAUAAAGGAGUUCUAAAAUAAACAAAUGCCCAAGACAACUAAUAAAAUAAAAUAAACGGUAAGUUAAAGAAGCAGAAAAACAUUUUGUACGUAUCGGGAAAUCGGGUCGCGUUCGCGUUCGUCGGGAAAAUCGUCGUUGUUCGUCGUCGGGUCGGGUCGGGUCGGGUCGUCGGGUUUCGUGUUUUUAUUAAGUUUCUUUUUUUCGUUUUCUUUUCGUCGAUUUGUAAAAAAAUCCACCAGAGACCAAUCUAUUUUUUGAACAGAUACUAUUUGAACAAGAAAGUUCCUGCACAGCAGCUGAUUGAUUGAUUUUUUUUAUAGAAGGAAAUUAAACAGAUAACCAAGAGAUGCUAUUAUGAGAGAUAUGGUGCCAUUAGAUAGUUGAAAUAUAUCAUGGUUUAAGGAUAUAAUAAAACAUACACACAGAAACUGGAGAAACAAAACAUUAAACAUACACAAGGUCAAGCAAAAACUAAGACUAAUCAAAUUUUAAGAAAUCGCCACAGAAUGAUAUGCUGUAAACGGCGAAAACUAACUAAAAUUGACUGACAGCUGUGCGUUAGUCACCAAUGAUUAACAUUAGGUUAACAAAUAAAAAAAAAAUAACAAAGACUGAAAAGAGAAAACAUAUUUCCUCAAUUUGAAACAACAAAUCUCUUUGUGUUACUUAUUUUUGAUUAGUAGCUGCGCCAAAAUUUCUACUUGUAAUUUACAGACGAAAAACAAAUCCGCACACGUUGAAUAAUAUCUGUUCAAUACACACAAACACUCACACAAACAAAUUGUAACUGUUUAUACAAGUAUGGAGGUAUCUCUUUUUGUUUUUCGUUCCGUAUAUUACAAAUCGCGCGCCGCGUAUCGUGUCGUUGUCGUCGCCGUCGUCGUAUCGGAAAUCGUCGCGUCCGUCGUUCCGGGAAUUUAAAAAAAAGUGCGAGGUAAUGGGCGAUUAUUUGGGCAAUCAAAAACUAAACUGAUCUUUUGGCCCCAAAUGAUAACCAUCAUUACCCGCUAGAAACAAAUCGUCGCGCUCGGGAAAUCUAAAUAUUAAUAUAGUAGGAAACAAAAAAAAAACAAAUUUCGUAUUCGCGAAUCGUUCCGCCGAAAAUCGUUGUGAUAUAUUAUCGUGUUCGUUCGUUGUUAGGAGGUUUAUAAUAUUAUUAGUUUCUUUUUUCUGUUUUAUAGGUUUCAAGUUAACAAGUUUUAGUUUUUUUAUACUCUUGUAGGGAAAACAAGUAAAUCGCGCGUCGUCUAUACAAAAUCGGGUUCGUGUAACUUUGAGCAUAAGCCCUGGGUUGUUGGUCCGUCGCGUUUACCACAAUGAAAGGUGCUCUCGUAAAUAAUACUGAUUUAAGAUUUAGGGUUUAUAUCAUGAAAUGAUUGUAAUUUAUAGCUAAAAACUUAAAUGAACACGUUAGUUGAUUUGUAUGGGUCUGACAGUCUUUGAAAUUAUUCAUCUGCUUAAAAUUGUAAAACGCAAAAUUCAUCUUAUUCGUUAAAGUAACAUUAGGUUUAAAACCAGUUAAUCUGUCAGACCAGAUCAUUCGUUUUAUUUCUAACAGUUCGCUGCAUCCUUUAUUAUAUUUCAUUUCACCAUUUAAUUCAAAUAGCAAAAGUCACACUCAAAACUGCACUAGUUACUAAUCCAGGAUCAACUGUAGAAAAUGCCAGAGAUAUGAGACAUUAUAUUGAUUACUUCACAUAGUCUAUACAAAAAAAGCAAACCAGCAGAAAGAACUCUUAAAUCGUACGUACCUUAAAUCAAGAACAAACAAAAAAGAAAACGGAAAACCAAUCCACGUGGAUUUGGUCGCGUCGCGUUUAAUCGUCGCGGAAUCGUGUGAUCGCUAACUAAAAAAAACAAAACGUUUAAAAAUGAAAUAAAACUACUUAUACAAGACAAAACAAACCAAGAUUUAUACACCCAAACGUGGGAUCAACCACAAAUAUGCAAAAAAAGAAAACCAUUGAAUACAGUUGAAAUUAAGCGCAAAUUCGGGACCGCACCGUUUGCCUUGUGUCGAACAGUUAGCUUCGCCCUCCUAUUGGUUCGCGAAGCUCUACCCGUUCCACACACGGCAACUGUUUUCCCGCAACAACAAAAAAAACCUAAUUUUGAUUGCUUGCAACGUUUUCUUGCCGCGCCUGGCGUGGUGAACGAAAAUGGAGCAGCAAAAAAAAAAACACUGGCUGUAUUGGUUAAUUUGAGUAUUACCAGCAUCACCUCUUCGAAAUACAGGCCGAACUAUACUUAAAUGAAGAAGUAUAAAUUGCUAUUAUAAUGUAGUUAAUAUUAUUACGAGAAUCUAAGUGAUGUAAACAAACCAAGUGUGUGCGCGAGAUUGUGUGUGUGGACGAAUAAAUUUGCGAAACUGGAAACAAAAAGAAAAACAAAGUGCUAAGAUUUUAACAGAAGUCUCUCAAUAGUCCUUAAAACUCCCCAAAUUCCUACCCAACUUGUGUAAUCUACCAAAUGUCCUGCAAACACCCAAAGAGAAAAUGUUGCUCCUUUUAUUCAAUACUGUAGUAAUUAUGUAUCAAAUAAUCAAAUCAAAAUCACACCUCGAACGGUUAUAAUAAAUUCUACAUUGUCACACAUUGGCACUCACAUCAAACACAAUUACGCAGUGGUAGUUUCAAAAUUAGAUUGAAUAGAGUGUAGAAAAGAAAAAAAUACAUCCGCGUUGAAUUCAUUUAAGUUCAGCAAACAGGUUAAAUGGAA
Culex quinquefasciatus (southern house mosquito) is the source of this 7869-nucleotide messenger RNA. RefSeq names its product transportin-1 (gene Tnpo). The transcript has 7 exons. The record is from RefSeq and is a predicted model, not a curated record. Gene Ontology annotation, cellular component: cytoplasm; nucleus. Bases 535 to 3243 code for a protein of 902 amino acids. NCBI's taxonomy places the organism in Eukaryota, Metazoa, Arthropoda, Insecta, Diptera, Culicidae. Gene Ontology annotation, molecular function: small GTPase binding; nuclear import signal receptor activity. Gene Ontology annotation, biological process: protein import into nucleus.